AUGCCUGGGCCAAAAACAAAGAAAUCGCCUGUCGUUUUAAAAGACAAGAGCUUACAAGCAGUUGUUGACUACAUUAAAGAAAAUGAAGUCAAGAAUGUAAUUGUGAUGUCAGGUGCAGGUAUCUCGACAGCGGCAGGCAUCCCUGAUUUCCGAACAAAAGGCACUGGGCUUUACGACAAUCUUCAAAAAUUCAAUCUUCCAUAUGCUGAGGCUAUUUUCGAUAUCGAAUAUUUUAUGGAAACACCAGAGCCAUUUUAUGCUUUAGCCAAAGAACUCUAUCCUGGAAGACACUUUCCCACAAAGGUUCAUUACUUUAUUCGUCUCUUGGACGAAAAAAAGAUGCUCUUACGAAACUAUACGCAAAAUAUCGAUACUCUAGAACGCCUAUCUGGCUUGUCCCCGGAACGCAUCAUUGAAGCCCAUGGCAGUUUUGCAACUGCUUCUUGUGUCGAAUGCGAUAAAACAGCCGACCCUGGCUUCGUUAAGAAUAAGGCUCUAAAAGCCGAAGUAGCAAGAUGCUCAGAAUGUAAUGGAUUAAUUAAGCCUGACAUUACUUUCUUUGGUCAAUCUUUACCUGAACGCUUCCACAAUAACCUAUCAGACUUUGAUAAUGCUGACUUGCUUAUUGUUAUUGGCACUAGCUUAAUGGUUCAUCCAUUUGCUGGACUGGUUGACCAUGUUCCAGGAAAUGUACCUCGAUUACUGAUUAAUAUGGACGAAGCAGGUGUAGUAAGUAACACAAAGAGAGAUGUAGCUGUAUUAGGCUCUUGUGAUAAAAGUAUUGAGAAACUGGCACAAAUGUUAGGAUGGGCAGUAAGUGUAAAAAAAGUUGAUGCUGAGAAAUGA
Messenger RNA from Phycomyces blakesleeanus NRRL 1555(-), 846 nucleotides. RefSeq lists its product as hypothetical. The transcript is spliced from 5 exons. The record is from RefSeq and is a predicted model, not a curated record. Gene Ontology annotation, molecular function: histone deacetylase activity, NAD-dependent; NAD+ binding. Lineage: Eukaryota; Fungi; Mucoromycota; Mucoromycetes; Mucorales; Phycomycetaceae. The coding region runs from base 1 to 846 and encodes 281 amino acids.